This is a messenger RNA of Onychostruthus taczanowskii (white-rumped snowfinch), 1711 nucleotides long. It is a transcript of the gene TMEM165, whose product is annotated as transmembrane protein 165. Lineage: Eukaryota; Metazoa; Chordata; Aves; Passeriformes; Passeridae. The record is from RefSeq and is a predicted model, not a curated record. The transcript has 5 exons. Gene Ontology annotation, biological process: calcium ion transmembrane transport; manganese ion transmembrane transport; Golgi calcium ion transport. Gene Ontology annotation, cellular component: Golgi apparatus. Bases 16 to 891 code for a protein of 291 amino acids. Gene Ontology annotation, molecular function: manganese ion transmembrane transporter activity; calcium ion transmembrane transporter activity.
UCUACACACGAUGGUAUGACUGAAGAAAUGCAAGGCUUUGUAUUUCUGUGUACUAAGCUUUCAAGCCUAGUUGACGAGUGUUUAGGAUUUAUUUGGUCUUUUUCUCUCCCCCCCUUACAGAAAGGCCGCUCCUCGCUGGUUGCUCCAGUGCACAUAGUCAGUGAAGAGUCAGCUGACAAGACCAACCUGGGCUUUAUUCACGCCUUCGUGGCUGCUAUAUCGGUCAUCAUCGUGUCAGAGCUGGGCGACAAGACCUUCUUCAUCGCGGCCAUCAUGGCCAUGCGCUACAACCGCCUGACUGUGCUGGCUGGUGCUAUGCUGGCCCUGGGACUGAUGACGUGUUUAUCAGUUUUGUUUGGCUAUGCCACCACGGUUAUUCCUCGUGUGUACACGUACUAUGUGUCAACAGCACUGUUUGCAAUCUUUGGCAUCCGAAUGCUUCGGGAAGGCUUGAAAAUGAGUCCAGAUGAAGGUCAGGAAGAGCUGGAGGAAGUUCAAGCAGAAAUUAAAAAAAAAGAUGAGGAACUUCAGAGAACUAAACUGUUAAAUGGGCCAGGAGAUGUGGAAUCUGGGCCAGGCACCACUAUACCUCAGAAGAAGUGGCUACACUUUAUUUCACCAAUCUUUGUUCAAGCUUUUACUUUAACAUUUUUAGCAGAAUGGGGCGAUCGUUCCCAAUUAACAACCAUAGUCUUGGCUGCCAGAGAGGACCCUUAUGGUGUGGCAGUAGGAGGAACGGUGGGACAUUGCCUAUGCACUGGUUUAGCAGUUAUCGGAGGGAGAAUGAUAGCACAAAAAAUUUCUGUUAGGACUGUGACAAUCAUAGGAGGCAUUGUCUUCUUAGCAUUUGCCUUUUCUGCACUAUUUAUAAGUCCAGACUCUGGUUUUUAAAAUUUUUCAUUGCUGUAAAAGAACAAGGAUUGGAAGCAUCAAGCAGUUAUCCUUGUGGAUUUUUGUAUAUAAUGUACAGAAUUCUAGUUAAACAAUGCUGAAGAUGAGACACUGAACUUUUUAUAGCAGAUGAUUCAUGGGACUGAUGCAUUCAUGGACAGCUUCUGCACUGGAGAUCUGCUUAUUGUCUGGUUUGUUUGUGCUGUGGUGCCUGCUCCCAUGGUGGGAUUUGAGUGGUUUUCUCACUUGCUGGACCUGGCUCAGCUGAGUUCAAGGAUCUGCUCUCCGGAGUGUUGAGAAUUCCUCUUUUCUUCCUCCGAUACACACAACCACCUUUCCUGUUUUUUCAAGAGCUGAUUCUUCAGGCCUCUUGAAGCAGACUGUGCUAAGGAGAAAACUGCUGGCUCCACCUCCAAAGAUGGUGGUUCCAUGGUGCACCUGAGGCUGGAUAAUCUAAGCAACAAGAAACCUGGGAGCAGGUUCUGGAACCUAUGCCAUCCAGUGGCUGAGCCACCAACAGAGAAUGUUAUAAACUUAAUUUAGAGGGAAAACUUCUUAAUCAGGGAUUUUUAUCAGGAAAUUAUGUGGGGUGAUUAACAACCUACUGUGUUUAAUAUGCAAUCUGGCGGGAGCUAGUAUUAUUUGAUUUCUUUCUAUUUUAUAUAUUAAGGUACACAGAAAGUAAUUAAGUGGUCCAACUUAACCAUGUUCUAUUCCCAGGACUGAGCAGCAAUGGAAUUCAUAGGUUUAGAUGUAUUCCUGAUUUUUAUUUUUAGGACUAGAAAUGUAAUCUGGAAGAUUAUUAAUAAAACAUAGUGUC